CUGUAUAACCUCGCCCCCCCCUCUCUCUCUCUCUCCCCAAACCCAAACCCCCUCCCCAAACCGGACUCCAUAUCGCUGUCCCAACGCGAACCCACCUCUCUUACGCCAAACGUACGUCUAAUUUUGCCGGAAGGGAGACACACAUACACAAAAGAAGAGUCAAACUUCAAAAGUACAAUAGGAAGGAGUAGCUGCAUCGGAGAAGUUUUCCUUCUUUGCCCCCCAGUUUUUGGCCCCGUGGCGGGGCAGGACAGCAAGGGCAGGCCGGGGGGAGGUAAAAGGGGACCGUAUGAUGUGGAUCUGGUACCUUCUGCUUGGUUCGGGGUCAUGCUCAAGAACUGUUGAGAGCCAGCUGCUUCCAGGGAAUAACUUCACCACCGAGUGCAACAUCCCUGGAAACUUCAUGUGUGGAGAUGGGAAGUGUGUCCCGGGCGGGUGGCAGUGUGACGGAUUGCCCGACUGCUUUGAUAAGAGCGACGAAAAGGGCUGUCCUAAGGUCAAGUCGAAGUGCGCUCCUACCUUCUUCGCCUGCGCCAAUGGCGUCCACUGCAUCAUUGGACGCUUCCGCUGUAACGGCUUCAGCGACUGUCCUGACGGGAGUGACGAGGAGAACUGCACAGGGAACCCGCUGGUGUGCUCGGAGUCUCGCUUCAAGUGUCGAAACGGCCGAUGUGUAGACCGCAGCUUCCUGUGUAACGGUCAGGACAACUGCCAGGACAACAGUGACGAGGAGCUCUGCCUGACUACAGCGGAAGCUCCUGGCCAGGACUUUGUGACACUGGACUACCGACUUCGCUACUACCCCAGCAUCACCUACGCCGUCAUUGGCAGCGCUGUCAUCUUUGUGCUGGUGGUGGCAUUGCUGGCCUUGGUGCUCCAUCAUCAGAGGAAGCGGAGCGUCCUGCUGCCCAGAGGCGUAAGAGGGGGCUCGCAUCACCACCACCACCAUCACCAGCCCCUGCUGCUGUCCCGUCUGGUCAUCUUGGACCGUGGCCACGUCCAUCCCGGGGGUCCAGGUCUCUCCCCCGGCUCCCCCACUGCAGCAGGUCAAUACAGCUCAACUCCUCAGUCGCUGCAGCUGCUGUCUGGGACCCUGUAUCCCUCCGGGCUCUCCAUGGACUCACCUCCAUCGUACUCACAAGCUGUUCUGGAUGUCAGCCGACCUCCCUGGUUUGAUCUCCCUCCUCCUCCAUACCUCCCGGAUGGGGAGCUUCCAUCAGAGGGCGAGCUGCCUCAGUACGAGGCCCCACAAGAUCCUUUGAGCUACCCUCCAGCGCAGCCCACUGCACCCUCCACACCCCGAUCUGUGGCCUCGGGCACACAGCCAAGUGCGAGCUCCAGAGAAGAGUCGGACCAGCUGUAGCCCCUCUCUUGUAGACUGGUAAUAGUUAGAACUCAUAUAGGACUGAAGGACCGGGCUGCAGGGCUAAAAUGAGGCCAGGACAGUCCACAACAAAGACCUGCUGAGGAGAUCUAACAGGGACCGAGGGACUAAACAGCGUCUUCAACUUGCUUCCCACAUAUGGGCUUACUGAAGCACUGGACGAAGACCAGCUUCUCCUGCUAUACUGAUCUUGUAUGCUGGCUCCCCCUGCUGGGCUCAUGGCUGCACUACACCUUAAUCAGUUACACUUUAUCAUUUGUCAUCAGUUCAGUGCAGCUGAAUUAUGUUCCCCUUGAAGAAGCACUGCAUGACGAUACAGUGACUGCAAUCUUUGUGUCCAAAGAAGUAGGAGUAAACUGCCAUUUGUUAACAUAUCGAAUAGGAUGAUAGCAAAAUGUGGCAACACCUGAAAUGGCCAUUGUGUUAUGGUAUAAUCAAGCUAAUGGGGUGUUAUUCUCUUCUGUGGCAGCACUUGGAGAGUUGAAUAAAAAUCAUGCAGCAUUUUGUCAUAGUCCUCUCUGUACUUAACAUAUCGUAUCUACAAUAUUUUCCAUAGUAAGGUUUAUAAGAGAUUUUUAUGGUGUUCGAAUUGUAAAAUACCAGAAUAUUAGAUAAAAUCCGUACUGUUGAGAAUUACUGCUACAUUUGGUGACUUACUGUACUUAGAGAACUUUAGAAAUGACAUGUCGUUGCCUUACUUUAACUGAAGUUUAUACAAUUUUAAGAUUUAUUCAAAGUGAAAACAGUACAAUGAUGCUGUGUAAGAUAUUUAAGAAUUAACACGUGCUGUUAUGAUAAAUAAGAGCAGCCCAGUCAGAGGUACUCAAAAAGCUCAAACCUGUCUCUUCACUGUUGAUGUGAAGCGAUGUCAACUGGCCGGUAAAAAAACAAACAAACAAAAAAAACCCAUAAUGUUUUCUAUCUUUUUUUAGUUGGUACUUAAAGCUUGAGAAAUUUCUAAAAGACCGGAAAGUUUUUGUUCUUUUUUUAAACACAUUUUUUUCUUUUUUUUUUUUGGUUUGUUUUCUUUGUCGUCAUUUGGUUAAAUUCCAGCUAUGACAUAAAUGUGAAUAGGACCAUUGAGAUUUUGUUAAAUAAUUCUAGGCAGGGAUUAUACUGUAUGUAUAUAUCUUUACCGAGUGAGUUUCAUAAAUCAUUCCUGUGAGCAAAAGAAACACUUCUGCUGGAAAAAAUAAUAUUGUUUUAUUACUUUUCUGUUUGAAUAACAGACCAAUAAUGUUUUCAUGUAAAAACAAAAAGAAGUAAAUAGAAAGGAUUUUGUUGAGGUCUUAUUCUGUACCACUUUGGCCCUUAGUGCCUUUAUAUAUGAUAUGUUUUUGGUCACAAAUAGCCUAAGCUAAGUACUGCAGCCUGAUCUGAGAUUUAACAAUAAGCUCACAUGACAACAAACAUUUAAGAUUAUCUCAUUUUACAUCAGGUUGUUCAAAUUCUGCUUGAGGUUUGUUAAUGUAUAUAACUUUGGCUGUGUGUCGUUCAGGAAAAUCAUCCUCGGAAGUAUUAAACAAUGACUGAUGAAAUCCACAUCUGAAGGAUCUGUGCUAUAAAUGUGCUAUUAUCUUUUGACGUUUGUUCACUUCAAAGUGGUUUGUUUGACACCGUACAUAGGAGACAGGAAAGUAAAGAGAUCUAUUUAAAAGUAGAAAACUGCGUAGAGCUUAAAGUGAGAGAUAAAUGUGUAACAGUGAAAUGUAGUUGUUCUUUGCCUCUUACUUUUCUUUUAUAGCCGGCAGUGAUAAUGCAGGCACAGGACAACCAAUCAAAACCAAAGAUAAUCAUUAAUGACCUUUUCUCUAAGGAUACUACCCUCCAAAGGAAUGAUUCUUUGUCACAACUGCUUGUACCUUUAUUGUAUUAAAAUGUGCAAAGGUUUAUUGAGGCAAACAGAAUUCGUGUUAUUUGCUGUUUAAACUGGAAAACAUUUCUCAGGAGAAAAUUUAUACCAGUCUUUCUGUUCUGUUGUUUUUAUCUCUCGGUUUUGUUUUGAGGAAUGUUUAAGAUCAAACUCCAUUUCUUUCAUAGAUUUGUUCUCAUGAGGUUAGAUAUUUACAUAUUUGUAAUGUUGCCCAUCGUGAUCUUUUUAUCCCCCGUAUUCUGUACAUUGAAAGUAAUAUAAAAUUCUGAC
Molecule: messenger RNA, 3527 nt
Organism: Toxotes jaculatrix (banded archerfish)
Lineage: Eukaryota; Metazoa; Chordata; Actinopteri; Toxotidae
Gene: ldlrad3
Product: low density lipoprotein receptor class A domain containing 3
Exons: 6
Coding region: 290-1363 (357 amino acids)
Biological process (GO): receptor-mediated endocytosis
Cellular component (GO): plasma membrane
Molecular function (GO): protein binding
Source: RefSeq, a predicted model, not a curated record